Messenger RNA from Thunnus maccoyii (southern bluefin tuna), 1643 nucleotides. Its product is annotated as alpha-2-HS-glycoprotein-like. NCBI's taxonomy places the organism in Eukaryota, Metazoa, Chordata, Actinopteri, Scombriformes, Scombridae. Gene Ontology annotation, molecular function: cysteine-type endopeptidase inhibitor activity. Gene Ontology annotation, cellular component: blood microparticle; extracellular matrix; extracellular region. Gene Ontology annotation, biological process: negative regulation of endopeptidase activity. The record is from RefSeq and is a predicted model, not a curated record. The transcript is spliced from 9 exons. The coding region runs from base 262 to 1419 and encodes 385 amino acids.
GAGUCUGGGCUUCCACACAUGUCACAGUAAGCUUGGUCCUGACCUGGACUGACACCAGUGUAUUUUGCAGAUCCGCGGCAGAGCAAAUAUGUGGGCACCAUCAAUGAGUGUCCCUGUCCCUAACUACGCUCCCCAGUUGGCAAACAUCCUUUUUGCUGAAGUGUCAUUGAGCAAAUCUCUGAAUUCCUGCUGACGGUGGUGCCCUGCUCUAUGCUGACCUAUCCUCUGACCUCUGUGGAGAGACAGCUGGUUAUCCAGUAAAUGAAUCCCCUGGGCAUCACUGUGGUUCUGGGACUACUGGUGGGGGCAUGGACUCAGGUUGUUACGCUACGGCCUCAGUGCGACUCCCUUGAGGCAGAGGAGGCCGCUCUGGUGGCUCAGGAUUACCUCAAUGCCCAGCACACUCAUGGCUACAAGUAUGCACUGAACAGGAUCGAGGACAUCAAGAUCCACCCUGGGCCUGGUGGAGAUGACAUAUAUGUCAUGGAAAUCAACCUGCUGGAGACAGACUGUCACGUGUUGGACCCUACACCUGUUGCCAACUGCACAGUCAGGUCCAAAUUUUUGACGGCUGUAGAAGGAGACUGUGAUGUGGUGCUGAAGAGGGUUGGAGGAGCUCUGACUGUCACAGCAUUCAAGUGCAAAACAGAGGAAUCAACAGAGGACAUUUGUCCAGGCUGUUCAUUCCUCCUUCCCCUGAAUGACACCCUUGCGCUGGACUUUGUCCAUGUUUCUCUGGCAACCUUCAACAACAUUACAGACAAUGUAACAUACACUGUUCUUGAGAUUGGAAGGAUGUCAUCACGGUUUGCGGUUGGUGGACCAGUCUAUUCAGUAGAAUAUGUUGUCGUUGAGGCUAAUUGCACCGAUGAUGCUUGUGUGCCCCUGAAUGAUACCAUGGCUGAACAUGGUAUUUGUACUGCUACCGGCCAGAGCACUGCUCCUCAAGUCGACUGCAAGAUGUUUCCCACUCUGAUACCUGUUGUAGAUGCCAACAGUACUGCAGCUCCUGCCUUGCCACCAACAGUCCACAUACAUGCUGGCAGCCUGUCACGCAAGCACGGUCUGAGACACCACCAACUCACUACUCUCCAUGACCCUCUGCUAAGCGGAUUUUUGUCUGCGGAGUCAGCAGAGUCAGCUGAAGUGGUACCUGUGGUCCCUGCAGUAGUUGAUGCCGCUGCAGCUGCUCCACCAGCUGCUGAUCCAGCUGCACCUGCAGCUGAUCCUGCACCAGCUGCAGACCCUGCUCCAGCUGCUGACAGUGGAUCUAAGUCUGAGAAUAGUAUGGAGCCUACUAUUAAAUUUAAGAGAGAUGUACCUGCCUCACCCGCCUCUGUGAUUUUUGGUGCCCCUGUGGUUCAAACAGACCCCAUUGUUCUCGUGCCAACUUGCCCAGGAAGGAUCAGAUUCUUCUAAGAUUUCAGAUCCCUUCCAUGGCACACAGACUCUCUAUCCUGGCCUCUUUCAGAAACACUGGCACUAGUGUAACUAGUAACUGUCAUUCAUAAAAGAAUAUGUCUUGUGGUAGGUGGAUGUAACACCAAUACAGCUGGCCUGCUAUGAAGGAAUAGUCUGUUAACUGAAAUCAAAUCACCAAAUCACACGAGCAUUAUGUAUUGCAUAACUGUUGAAACCUCUGU